AUGACUCGAGACUCGGAGUCGGCGGGAGUCGACGUGGGAUCCAAGGGAAAGACUUGGAAGCGCCAUGUCUGGGACAGUCUAGAUAAGUCGCCCAAGGAGCGGCGCUUCUUGCUCAAGCUGGACCUGACACUGCUGACAUUCGGCUGUCUCGGUUUCUUCAGCAAGUUUCUGAACCAGACUAAUCUCACGAAUGCCUUUGUGUCUGGGAUGAAGGAAGAUCUCGACAUGUUCGGCAAUGAGCUGAACUACGCCAUGACCGCCUUCACCGUCGGUUACAUCGUCGGCGAAAUUCCCAGCAACAUCCUGCUGACCCGGAUCCGUCCAUCCAUUUAUAUCCCAGCGCUGCAGGUUAUUUGGACCGUCCUGACGUUCUGUCUUGCUGCGGUGAAGAACAACACGCAGCUCUACGCCGUGCGUUUUCUAAUUGGUCUCGCCGAGGCCGGGUACUAUCCCGGGCUCCAGUACAUGAUCGGCUCCUGGUACCGGAAGGACGAGAUGGCCAAGCGGGCCUGCAUCCUCAACGCCAGCGGCUCUAUCGCCAUGCUCUUUUCCGGCUUCCUGAUGGCCGCUGUCACAAGCCUCGGCGGGCGCGGCGGGCUGCCUGGAUGGAAAUGGCUUUUCAUCAUCGACGGCGUGAUUUCGUUCCCGAUAGCCAUUGGCAGCUUCUUCUUCCUGCCAGACUUGCCGCAGAACGCCAAGACGAGAGUCUUCUCGGAGGAGGAGAUCGCUCUAGCUAAGCACCGCAUGGUGCUCGAGGACCGUAAGCCUCGUGCUCCCUUUACCGUGGCAAAGGUCAAGAUGGUGGUCUCGUCGUGGCACAUCUGGCUUCUGAGCUUGUACUACAUCUUUAUCAGCGGGACAAGCGGCACGCCCAUCUUCCCGCAGUUUCUCAAGUACCACGAGAACCCAAAGUUCACCGUCCAGCAGAUCAACCUGUAUCCCAGCGGCGUGUUUGCCGUCCAGGCCUUCUCCGCUGUCGUGUAUGCCUGGAUCUCGGACACGGUCCUCAAGGGGCGCCGCUGGCCCAUUCUCCUGUUUGGCGCCGUCCUGAACCUCAUCACCUGGGCCUCGCUCGCCGCAUGGUACAUCCCGGACGGGUGGAAAUGGACCUGCUACUACCUGGCCGGUCAACACGUUGGCCUGUCCGGCAUCGUGUUUACGUGGGCCAACGAGAUCUGCACCGACGACACCGAGGAGCGCGCCAUCGUCCUGGCCACCAUGAACACCAUGGUCGGCGUUGUCGCGACGUGGCUGCCGCUGAUUGUCUGGCAGCAGAUUGAGGCCCCGCGCUAUCGCAAGGGCUUCAUCACGGCGUCGUGCAUGGGCGCCGUCUGUCUCAUCCUCAUUCCUCUCAUGAAGGUGCUGCAGGACAAGGAAACUAUCAAGUGA
Messenger RNA from Parathielavia appendiculata, 1389 nucleotides. Its product is annotated as MFS general substrate transporter. The transcript has 9 exons. Gene Ontology annotation, molecular function: transmembrane transporter activity. Lineage: Eukaryota; Fungi; Ascomycota; Sordariomycetes; Sordariales; Chaetomiaceae. Bases 1 to 1389 code for a protein of 462 amino acids. The record is from RefSeq and is a predicted model, not a curated record. Gene Ontology annotation, biological process: transmembrane transport. Gene Ontology annotation, cellular component: membrane.